AAGAAGCCCUUUCAAAGCCACCUUAGUAUGACGUCACAGUCCAAGAUGGCGCUCCCCUUGCGGACUAACUUGAAACAUCUCUUCAGAUUCAUUCAGAAGUUUAAUUCUCCGAAAAGAUUCCUGAGCGCUGGGGCCUGCACAGAAAACAAGGAACCUCCAGGACGUGGGCGCGUAUUCUCGGGGAUCCAGCCAACUGGGGUGCCCCACCUGGGCAACUACCUGGGUGCCCUGGAGAACUGGGUGGCCCUGCAGAACCAGUAUCCUUCAGUGCUCUACAGCAUUGUGGACCUGCACUCCAUCACCCAGCCUCAGGACCCGGCCCAACUCAGGAGCAACAUACUGGAUAUGGCAGCCAGCCUGCUGGCCUGCGGCAUUGACCCAGAGAGGGCAAUACUGUUCCAGCAGUCUCAGGUGUCCGAACACGCUGAGCUCUCCUGGAUCCUCGGCUGUCUGACCAGCAUGCCCCGCCUCCGACACCUGCCGCAGUGGAAGAUGAAGAGCAAACAAAAGAAUGAAGGCAGUGUUGGUCUCUACACGUAUCCUGUCCUCCAGGCUGCCGAUAUUCUCCUCUACAAGUCCACUCACGUCCCCGUCGGAGAGGAUCAGGUCCUGCAUUUAGAGCUGGCUCAGGAUCUCGCACGCAUCUUCAACAACCGCUACGGAGACCUGUUCCCUGAACCCAGCGCCCUGCUCAGCUCUACACGAAAAGUCAAAUCCCUGCGUGACCCUUCUUCCAAAAUGUCCAAAUCUGAUCCCCAAACGAUGGCGACGAUUACCAUCACAGACUCUCCUGAUGACAUUGUCCUCAAGGUUCGCCGUGCUGUCACUGACUUCACCUCUGAGGUCACCUUUGACCCGGAGACGCGGCCAGGUGUGUCCAACCUGGUGACAAUCCAUGCUGCCAUGGCGAUGAUCAGUGUGGAGGAAGCGGUGUCUCAGGCCAGAGGGUUGGACACAGGUGCCUAUAAGAUGCUUGUAACUGAGGCUGUGAUCCAGAGGUUGACGCCCAUCAGAGAGGAGAUUGAGAGGCUGAGGUUAGAUCGUGCUCACCUGGAGGGAGUGCUGGCCCAGGGGACCCGCAGGGCUCGGGAACUGGCUGCACUGGUCCUCAGAGAGGUCCGACAGCGAGUUGGAUUCCGCUGAGCGUCAGCAAGGCCGUAAAAUCAAGCCACAUGUAUACUGCAGGCCUUGCUCAGUACUUAACUGCUGCUGAUAUCAAAUUGUAUUACAAUGACUGUUUACAUUUCUAGGAUAUUCAAGGAUGUAACUCAUUUCAUAACAAAAUGUGUGAAGCAAUUUGGAAAAGACUCAACUGCAGAGUAAGAGUCUGAUUGGCGGACGAUGAGGAGGCUGUGUCUUUUAAUGCAGUGGUAAUGUUGGUCUGAACACAGCCAAACAAGAAGGAAACAUGAAUUGCCACAAACUCGUUUUGAGGACAUUGCAGCUUAUUUAUCUGCCUUUGAGUUUUGGCUGUACUGUAAGUGUAUAGUCUUUUUGAUAUUCUCCAAUAUAAGUCCUCAAUGCUAACAAUGCUCUGCCAUGUCACCAAAAUAAUAAAAAUGUCCUUAUUAUAAGAGGUAACAUUUACUUAUUAAAUUAUACUUAUUUGGUUUGAGUGUUCAAAUGCAAGUUGACUUUAGGUCACAGGGGUUGAGAUCUGAUGUUGUAGUAUGUGUCCAUAGUUCUGUUUGCAACUGGCAGCUCAGUCAGAUGUUUGUAAAUCUGGAUUAGAAUAAGAUUGGAUACAAGAAAUCUGAAAUGACAUGAAAGAAUAACAAUUUAUAAAUUUUUUUUUUUUUUUUUUUUUUUUUUUUACAGAUUAUGGCAAAUAAGAUUCAAACCAGAUUCACUGGUGGUUUGACAUCUGUUUCAAUUAAAUUUUAGUUAUAUAGUGCCAAUUCAUAACAGAAGUUAUCUCAUUGCACUACUCUUUAUAGUUUUAUUUACAGAGACCCAACAAAUCCCACUAAGAGCAAGCACUUUGGCGACAGUAACAAAGAAAAACUUCCUUUUAAGAAGCAGAAACCUCGAGCAGAACCAGACUCGGGGUGGGCCGCAGUCCUUUAUUGCUUCAAACAUUAUUUUUUAAUGUGUUCUCCCCUGAGCGCUCAAACACAACAGUAAACACAACACAGUUCAUGAAAGGUGCUUUACAAAGCUGGCAGAAAUGGAAGAAAGGUGAGAACUGUGAAAAUACAAAUAAAAGUACAAAUUCAAGAAGAAAAAAAACCUCCUACAGAUAUACAGAAUACAACAUUUGGUCUCAGACAAAUGCAAGCAAAGCUCAGGCGCUGUGAAAAGCUAGGGAGUAAAAAUGCAUAAGUAUCAGUCUACAGGACACUUUGUGAUGAUGGACUGCCUGCAGUACAGACAGUAUAUGAGAAAUGAAACCGAGAGAUGACUGAAGAGGUUCUGUGGUGCAGGAAUUGACAGUGAAGAUCAUUGAAAAUAAUUACUGGGUGUAAUAACUCAAGAAAAUGUGAUCUUCGACACAAAAAAAGGUAAAUUACUCCUGUUUGUACUGAAGAUCACUGUGGAGCAUCAUCUUUUCCAAGACUACAAUCUAGUUUGAUUCGUUGUUGCUUGCUCAUUUCAUACAGUGCAGUACAGCAUUGUUUACGGUAGCAAAAUCAGUGCACAUCAUGCACAAAGCCACACACAGUGGUGGGAAAAAAGCAUUCAUGCAACUGAAUAAUUGUCCCAUCUGCUGAUCUUCCGCCCUGCUGCAGGGAAACUCUCAGCUCCGCUGCUUCAAGACGCGUCAUCGCAACUCAUGAGUCCAAAUGUAAAAGGCUUGAAUUUCGAGGUAAAGACUUGAAACUGAGCACUGAUAUUAAGGUGAUAGUGUGUGGUGGUUAUAGUUAAUUCUGCUUGUUACUGUUGUCGUUUGCUUGUUUCACAGUUUUGUCUUUUUGUGUUUUGAAAAAGAUGAAUGAGAAGGUAUGUUUUUUUUUGUACAUGUGCAGCUCGGUAGUUUCGUCAUCCUUUUCAUUGACAUUUCAUUAACAUUGAUUUUGUUGACGUCUUGAGACACAGACAUGCAUAUUCUGUGCAUACACAAACUGAUACGUGCACACUCAUGCACAACCUUACACUUCUACACUGUAAUGCUUCUCUGUUGAUUAACAGCCACACACACACACACACACAUACACACACACACUCUUGCACUUGCAGCACACACUUAAAAAGAUACUUGUGCGUGCACAUAAUUCCACACCAACUGCACACACAUGAACACUUGAUUAAACUUUAAAUGUAUCUAAAUUUUAA
Molecule: messenger RNA, 3273 nt
Organism: Siniperca chuatsi (mandarin fish)
Lineage: Eukaryota; Metazoa; Chordata; Actinopteri; Centrarchiformes; Sinipercidae
Gene: wars2
Product: tryptophanyl tRNA synthetase 2, mitochondrial
Exons: 6
Coding region: 28-1143 (371 amino acids)
Biological process (GO): mitochondrial tryptophanyl-tRNA aminoacylation
Cellular component (GO): mitochondrial matrix; mitochondrion
Molecular function (GO): ATP binding; tryptophan-tRNA ligase activity
Source: RefSeq, a predicted model, not a curated record